This is a messenger RNA of Colletotrichum orchidophilum, 927 nucleotides long. RefSeq lists its product as uncharacterized. The coding region runs from base 1 to 927 and encodes 308 amino acids. Lineage: Eukaryota; Fungi; Ascomycota; Sordariomycetes; Glomerellales; Glomerellaceae. The transcript has a single exon. The record is from RefSeq and is a predicted model, not a curated record.
AUGCCUGAACAGCAAGGACGCAAGAUCGCAUUUGUCGGCGCCAGCGGUAACCUCGGCGGCUUCACCCUCAAGGCCCUCCUCGACAAGGGUAUCCAUACUAUCACCGCCGUCACACGCGCUCAAUCCUCCACCGCACUACCAGCCGGCGUCAUCGUCAAGAAGGGCGAUUACGCGGACGAAGAUUUCCUCGUGUCCGCUUUCCAGGGCCAGGAUGUGCUCAUUCUGCAACUCAGCUUCGACAGCUACAUGACGGCGCAGGCCCCCCUCAUCCGCGCCGCGGCCAAGGCCGGUGUCAAGUGGGUCCUGCCUACCGAAUUCGGCUCCGACCUGGCGCCGUCCAAGUUGCUCGAAGUCAGCCCCUUGGUCGCGGGCAAGAAGCAGUUCCGCGAUCUCGUGGAGGAGCUGGGCCUGAGCUGGAUCGCCAUCGUCAACAACCCUUGGUUCGACUGGUCCCUCGGCCAGGGCUUCUGGGGCAUCGACAUCAAGAACCGCUCUGCUCGCCUGUUUGACGGCGGAAACACCAAAUUCAUCACCACCACGAUUGGCACCACCGGACAGGGCACUGCUGGUGUUUUGAGCUUGCCCGACGCUGAGCUGGAGCAGUUCCGCAACAAGCCGGUGUAUCUCAAGUCCUUCUACAUUAGCCAGAGAGACAUGCUCGACAGCAUUCUGCGCGCUACCGGCACCAAAGAGGCGGAUUGGAAGGUUGAGGUUCUGGAUGCGGCGGCUGUUGUUGCUGAGUCGAAUGAGAAGUUUAAGCAGGGCGAUCACGCGGCUGUGUUGGUCGGUUUCUACGUCAACCACAUGCGCGAGGGCUGGGGCGGUGACUAUAACGCCAAGGUCACCGACCUGAGCAAGCUUGGUCUGGCGGAGGAGAAUCUGGACGAGGUUGUCAAGAGAGUUGUGAAGGAGAUUGAAGGACAGUAA